AUGCUCGGGGAAUGGACGGUGAGAUUCUGGGAAUUUAGCAAGAAGAACAUCAUCCCAGAUGUCUUCAUCAAAAGACGCUUCAACUUCAUCACCAUCCACUAUAUGUACAUGAUAGGCAUGUCGCUGUUCGGCUCGGUCGUCAUCUAUGGCAUUGGCGGCAUGCCGUACAUCGAUGCACUCUUCUUUGCGUCUGGUGCCUGCACUCAAAGCGGCCUUAAUACUAUCGACAUUAACACCGUCAGGUUCGGCCAACAAUUCAUGAUGUUCUUGUUGGCCAUGCUCUGCAACCCCAUCAUUGUCCACACUGUCGUUGUCUUCGUCCGGCUUUACUGGUUUGAGAAGCGAUUUGAAGACGUCGUCAGGAAUUCGAGUGCUCUGCGUCGGACCAAGUCAAGACACACCAUGCCGAAAGACGAUCCGGAACAGGGCAUCCAGGGAGUGGCAGGAAGAGCCAUUCGCAUCUUACGGAACACCGGAAGGAGCACCGGCCCACCAAAUGCUGGAGAAAAGCUCGAACAUGGCCAUGACAAUGGGAAAGCGGUCGACUCAUCUGACGCGUCUGGCCCUGAGGCCGAACAGCCACAGAAUCCACUCCCCUCGGACCACUUGCGCCUGAAAACCUCCCGGUCGACCGACGACGUACGUCUCCCAUCACAGUUGAGUCCGGAGCAGCACAUUCGGUUUCUUGAGAAUCAGCGAAAUCCUAGUGACACAACUGCUUUGAGGAUUCCGAGCCCUCGAGAGUUCGAGCGUGGAAGUCGACCGCAAAACAUCGCCGACGGGCUUGAUGAUACACCCCUACGCCCGAUAACCAGUGAACCGGACUUGCCCAGCGCGAACCAGAGACGCAUCGACGAGGUGAAUGCUGGAGACGACUCUGCUGGGCCUACCCAUAUCGCCUUCGAUGAGCCCCACCUCCUGAGAGACCGUCAUGACAGAACUGCCACCUUUCCGCGGCUCAACACGAGACAAUCUACGCAGGCGGCCUCUUCCUAUGACCUCCCCGAUCCUGGCCAGCUUCGGCGAAGGGGUUCAGGCACCUUGAACUCGCUCCGCCGUGUCAAUACUCCACGCACACAGGACAUACCUGCACCGUACUUGAGUUGGCAGCCUACCAUCGGGAGAAACUCGUUCUUUGUCGGUCUCACGGAGGAACAACGGGAAGAGUUGGGUGGCAUUGAGUACCGAGCGCUCAAGGCUUUGGCCUUGAUCCUCAUACUCUACUAUGUGCUCUUCCAUCUCUUCGGGAUCAUUUGUCUCAUUCCGUGGAUCUUGCGCUCGGGUACCUAUGGACCAGUUGUUACAGAGCAAGGAGUGGGUAGAACCUGGUGGGGUGUAUUUACGAGCGCCUCUGCCUUCAACGACCUCGGCUUCACCCUUACCAACAACUCUAUGAUCUCCUUCCAGCGGGCCGUCUUUCCCCUGUUGCUGAUGACUUUCCUUAUUGUCAUCGGGAAUACCGGAUUUCCGUGUAUGCUCAGGCUCACCAUCUGGGCCACGUCCAAAUUCUGCACAAAAAGCAGUCCUCUGUGGGAGGAACUUCAAUUUCUUCUGGACCAUCCUCGUCGGUGUUUUACACUCCUAUUUCCGCGAGAAGCGACUUGGUGGCUGUUCGCCAUCCUUGUCAUCCUCAAUGGUCUGGACCUAAUAUUUUUCAUCGUUCUGGACCUUAACGAUCCCACAAUCACCGCGAUGCCUGCAGGGGUCAGAGUUCUUAAUGGCAUCUUCCAAGCCGCAGCGACCCGAACAGCAGGGUUUUCGGUUGUGAACCUUGCGGACCUGCAUCCUGCCAUUCAAGUCAGUUAUCUUAUCAUGAUGUACAUUUCGGUAUUCCCAAUCGCCAUCAGUAUGCGAAGAACGAACGUUUACGAGGAGAAGAGUCUGGGGCUGUACGGUUCACCUGCUGAAGAGAACGAAGACGAGAACGAACCCAGCUAUAUUGGUGCUCAUCUACGGAGACAGCUCUCGUUCGAUCUGUGGUACAUAUUUCUGGGCAUGUUCAUCAUUGCGAUCGUCGAAGGCGACAGGCUGCAGAAUACCAACCAGUACGCCUUUACCCUCUUCUCGGUCCUAUUUGAGAUCGUGUCCGCCUAUGGUACUGUGGGUCUCUCUCUGGGCUACCCGACCAUUAAUGCUUCCUUCUCCGCCGAAUUCCAUGUCUUGUCGAAAUUGAUAAUCAUUGCGAUGCAAAUCCGUGGAAGACAUCGUGGCCUUCCAUAUGAGCUUGACAGAGCUAUCUUAUUGCCGUCGGAGAGUCUCCAGGCGAAAGAAGCCAAAGAGGCGGAAAGGGUCAUGUCCCGGGUACAAAGACGCAGGUCGUCCAUAGGGGCGCAUUCCAACAUGUCGGCUGUUGAUGGCAUCCUUGAGGGACGGCAAUUCAGAUCUGAGACCGGGCUGGCCUCAGGCUAUCGCGAAAAGGAGGAGGAUCCCGACGUCCACCUCCGGCCUCGAGCCAACACCAAUCGGUCAAUUCAGUCGAUUCACAGGAUCCCAAGUUCGACGAAUGAUGCACACCAGCUACACAGUAGUCGGCACACUGAGCCUCAUAGUGCGAGGCGCGGGCUGGGCGUGGGGAUGUUCAAACUGGCUGAAGGGGUGGAGUCCAUCAAAGAGUAA
Messenger RNA from Cladophialophora yegresii CBS 114405, 2616 nucleotides. RefSeq lists its product as uncharacterized. Gene Ontology annotation, biological process: intracellular potassium ion homeostasis; potassium ion import across plasma membrane. The transcript has a single exon. Gene Ontology annotation, molecular function: high-affinity potassium ion transmembrane transporter activity. NCBI's taxonomy places the organism in Eukaryota, Fungi, Ascomycota, Eurotiomycetes, Chaetothyriales, Herpotrichiellaceae. Gene Ontology annotation, cellular component: plasma membrane. The record is from RefSeq and is a predicted model, not a curated record. Bases 1 to 2616 code for a protein of 871 amino acids.